Octopus sinensis (East Asian common octopus) is the source of this 13172-nucleotide messenger RNA. Its product is annotated as dynein heavy chain 5, axonemal-like. Gene Ontology annotation, molecular function: dynein light intermediate chain binding; minus-end-directed microtubule motor activity; ATP binding. The coding region runs from base 64 to 13149 and encodes 4361 amino acids. Lineage: Eukaryota; Metazoa; Mollusca; Cephalopoda; Octopoda; Octopodidae. The transcript has 77 exons. Gene Ontology annotation, cellular component: dynein complex. Gene Ontology annotation, biological process: microtubule-based movement. The record is from RefSeq and is a predicted model, not a curated record.
UCUUUAACUACACUCUAUCCUGGCAACAAGUCAAGAAUUAAAGAUGAAAAUAUCUUGGAACAAAUGCAGUUGAAAGUUUAUGCCAAUAGCUUGUCACGAGCUGUCAUCACUCUUGAACAACGGUUAAUUCUAUCAUUUACAGAAACCAAAGAACUAUUGAAAGACGUCUCCUUUCCACUUGAUUGUAAUGUUGCAGCUGGAAAUCGAGACUUGGUAUUUAAAUUAGAAAACGUAUUAAACGGAUGGUCCACAAUGAUAGAGACAGUGCUGGCUGAGAGUGAGCAACUACGGCGAGAGGAGAAUGAUGUUGGACCCCAGGCUGAGCUGAUUUAUUGGAAAAGUAGAAUGUUUAAAUUCAAUAAUGUUCUGGAACAGUUGAAAAGUAAGGAAGCGAAGUCAGUUAUGACUAUUCUACAAGCAGCCAAAUCUAAACUGAUUAAAAAGUGGAUUGAAUUGAGUGGCCGUAUUACCGAUGUUGCUAAUGAAGCGAGAGAUAAUGUGAAAUAUCUUCAUAUUUUGGAUAAAUUUCUUGAUCCGAUAAUCUCUGCAACUAAUCCUAAUAGAAUUGCCGACCACAUAUCCAGUCUUAUGAAUGCAAUACAGAUGAUUUACUGUAAUUCCCAAUAUUUCAAUACCUCUGAAAGGAUGACAUCAUUGUUUGUUAAAAUAACUAACCAGUUGAUAUCGACAUGCAAGGCUUACUUGUUGGAGGAUGAAUACAAAAUAUGGGAUCGGCAAAAAGAUGUGGUAAUACCAAUGCUGCAAGAUUGCAUGAAACUGAAUGAAAAGUACCAUGAAGAAUUCUGUAAAACAAAAGAAUAUCUCAAAUAUCAACCUUCUAAAAGACAAUUUGAAUUCAGUGAACACUGCAUAUUUUGGAAAUUUGAUGCUUUUUGCAAGAGACUUGAAAAGAUCCAAGAGACUAUUGACACAAUAAACGUAUUUCUUCUUAUGAAAGAUAUCAAAAUUGAUGGCAUAGAGUCUGUUUUGGUGAAAAACAAGACGAUUAUAGAAACGAUGAAGAAAAAGAAUUAUGACAUAUUUGAUUACAGAAAUAAUGAGUUUGAUCAAGACUAUGUAAAUUUCAUGAGUCAAAUUGACUAUCUGUGUUUGAUGAUACUCGUACUCAUUGACAGCUGGAUUGAAAGAUUUUCUACACAACGUGCUCUAGCGCUUAUACUGAAAUUUGAGAUGAUCAACAAGCUGGACCUCAACGAGCGUUUCUUUACUUUGUUGAGAAACUAUGGCAAAGACUUAGAAACAAUUCGUAAGCUCUACCAAAAGCAAAGAGCAGACCCAGAGAUCCCUAACAACAUACCACCAACAGCUGGUCGAAUUAUGUGGGCUCAGCAGUUACACAGGAAGAUUGAAGAACCAAUGAAAUGUUUUAUAAAGAAACCUGAAAUUGUGAAACACCCGGAUGGACAGAGGAUAAUGGCUAAUUACAGAAAGUUAACAAAAUGUUUGCAGACUUAUGAGCUUUGCUAUUAUCACAGUUGGUAUAAAGCUGUGGUGAGUAUUAAAAGAAAUCUACAUAUUCCACUUCUAAUGUAUGCUCCUGCAAAUGAUGAACUGUUUGUAAAUUUUGAUAUACAAAUUUUUGAUGCUAUACUGGAAACAAAAUGGAUCAUGUACUUAGGACUUGAUGCUCCAGGGAAGGCCAAAGAUAUGGUUGCCAAGGAAAGUUCACUCAAAAUCCUGUUACCUUGGUUUCAAGAUGUGCUUAAUGAAUUCAAACAUAUCAAAGCAAAGAUUCCAUCCUUGCUGAUACCAGUGAUGGGCCCAUACUAUUCUGACAUAUAUGAUAGUUUUGAGCCGGGUAUGAAGUCCCUGACUUGGACAUCUAUUAAUAUUGACACAUACAUCAAGACAUCAAAAGAAGCUGUUGAUAGAUUCAAGGUACUUGUGAAACGAGUGACAGAUCUCUUGGAAUGUCAGAUUGAUGGCACUUUGGAGAAAAUGUCAAUGACAACACUCUGUUCUAUACCUGAUAAUCAUGCAUUAACUAUUGAUGAUUUUGUUGAAGAAACUACCAAAGUCGUAGCAGAAGCUGCUACUAACUUAAGUGUUUCAAGCAAACUGAUUGAAAUGUCUGUUGGGGAACUUUUCGAUUUACUGAAGUCAAACUUGGAACUAGAUGUGAAAAAAUACCUUAUAGCUGAGAAUGGUUACCCGUGUACUAAUCCAGAUACCAAAUAUAAAAAUCAGCCUUGCAAUGAAUGCCUAGCUUGUGGUUACCAUAACAUGCUAAUUUACUUCACACAGAAAAACACUGAUGCUCUUGUAAAGAGCACUCGUAUGACUCUUAAUUUGUUGAAAAGAACACUUCAGAGCAACACUCAGUAUAAAGGAGAUGUAAAAUCUUACUGGCAGCCAGCCUUAUUCAAAAGCGACAUAAUACUUGAAAUCCCAGAUGUAGUCUUGAGACCUAGCCUUGAAGAUCUACAGCAUGGACUUAACAAAGCAGUGAAUAUUAUCAUCAACAUGGCCCAGAAUAUUGAACCAUGGAGGCACUUGGCAACUGCUGUGCCCGAAUCAAGUGACGUAGACAUUACAGAAAGUGGAGAUGAACAAGCAAAAGUGGUACCUGAUCAAUCACCAAAGACAUUCUUCAAAAUAAUUAGUGAACAUAAAGAUAUUGUAAAAAUUGUGAUCCAACUAAACUCCACACUUACCAUCAUGAAAGCAAAUGUUCAACAAAUUCUGAAAAAGUUUUCAAAAUAUUCAGAACUUUGGACUCGGGAUAUGAAUGAGGUUAUCAAGGAGCUGGUGGCUAGUAACCCAGGUGUUUCUGAAUUUGAAGAAAAUCUUCGUCACUUUAGGAAUUUACAACAAGAAAUUGAGCAGAUUGAAUCCAGCUACACUGUUGGACCAAUAGAAAUGAUGACAGAAAACUUAAAAACGUCCCUUACUACAGAAGUCAAAGCUUGGGAAUAUUCAUAUGCAAAGGCUCUAAAUGAAAUCUCUGCACAAAAGAUGAAUACUGUCUUCUCUUUCUUUGAUCGUAUGAUGAAAAGCUUGUCCCACCCUGUUAAAGAUUUGGAUGAUGUACGUGCACUGAUGGCAGCCAUAACAGAAGGAAAAGAAGCCGAAGUGUCAGUUGAACUUAAUUUCAUUCCCAUAGAAGAGGCUUAUUCUUUGUUACAUAAGUAUGGCAUUGUUUUUAAUGAUGGAAAUGCUGAACGCCUUGAUUCAUUUGCCUACCUGUUUUCAAAAGUGAAAACACUGGCUCUAGAAGUUCAAGGAAUGCUAUUGGAAAUCCAACCUCAAUUCAAGACAGAGUUGUCAGCUGGUGUUGAACAGUUUGCUGUGGACUACACUCAAUUUCUUGAUGAUUAUUCGACGAAAGGCCCAAUGGAAGAAGGUAUAGAGCCUAGAGAAGCAUCUGAUAGAAUGAAGAUUUUCCAGUGCAUAUUUGAUGAAUUAUGGGGUAAAUACUUAACCUACUCUGGAGGUGAAGAGCUCUUUGGUCUGCCAGUUACUGAAUACCCUGAUUUACUGAGAAUAAAGAAAGAGCUAAAUCUUUUACAAAAACUUUACCAGCUUUAUAAUGCAGUACUGGCCUCUGUGAGUGGAUAUUAUGACAUACCCUGGACUGAAAUUGAUAUUGAUAAAAUAAAUGCAGAACUUCUUGAAUUCCAAACUAGGUGUCGGAAGCUGCCGAAGGCUUUGAAGCAGUGGAAGGCCUUUUUUGAUUUAAGCAAGACAAUUGAUGAUUUUAAUGAGACUUGCCCUCUGCUUGAAAUGAUGGCAAACAAAGCCAUGCAACCAAGGCAUUGGGAAAGAAUUGAGGCACUUACAAAGCACAAAUUCGAUGUAGAAUCUGACACUUUCCUUUUGAAGAAUUUGAUGGAAGCACCAUUAUUACCGAACAAGGAAGAUAUUGAGGAUGUAUGUAUAUCUGCUGUGAAAGAAAAAGAUAUUGAAGCAAAGUUGAAACAAGUCAUACAAGAAUGGGCCACACAGGAAUUAGCUUUCUCUACCUUCAAAAAUCGUGGGGAGUUAUUGUUAAAAGGUGAUACUAUUACUGAAGCUAUUUCUUUGAAUGAAGACAGUUUGAUGGUCUUGGGAUCACUUCUUAGUAACAGAUACAAUAUUCCAUUUAAAGCAGCCAUUCAAACCUGGGUUACAAAUCUGUCAACCACUGCUGAAAUCAUUGAGAACUGGAUCAUGGUACAAAAUCUUUGGAUUUAUUUGGAGGCUGUCUUUGUUGGAGGUGAUAUUGCCAAACAACUCCCACAGGAAGCCAAGCGGUUUAGCACCAUUGACAAAUCCUGGGUGAGGAUCAUGCAACGUGCCCACGAGAUACCUAAUAUUGUAGCCUGCUGUGUUGGUGAUGAUAUUUUAUCCCAGCAGUUACCUUAUCUAUUAGAGCAGUUGGAGAUGUGUCAGAGGUCACUUACUGGUUAUCUUGAGAAGAAGAGAUUGGUUUUCCCUCGUUUCUUUUUUGUGUCUGAUCCAGCUCUGCUAGAAAUCCUUGGGCAGGCUAGUGAUUCUCAUACAAUUCAAUCUCAUCUGUUGAGUUGUUUUGACAACAUAAAAUCAGUGAGGUUUGAUGAAAAGAACUAUGAUAAGAUCUUGUCUGUACAUUCAUCUGAAAACGAAACUGUCACUCUUGAUGAAACAGUACUUGCUCAGGGCAAUGUUGAAGUUUGGCUGGGAGAUUUAUUGAGAGUAUCUCGCCACUCUUUACAUGCAGUUAUCCGAAGUUCUUACUUUGCAACUAGUGAUCCAAUGUUUAAGCUCAUUGAGUUUCAAAAUGCUUAUCCAGCUCAAGUUGGCCUGUUAGGCUUACAGAUAAUGUGGACCAGAGAUUCUGAAGAGGCCCUCAGUCGAGCUCGAGUUGAUAAGAAAAUUAUGGGAACAAUCAACGACAAAUUUGGAGAUAUCCUUAAUGAGUUAAUUAAUGUAACAAUGCAAGAACUCAGCAAAGUAGACCGUACCAAGUUUGAGACUCUUGUUACUAUACAUGUGCAUCAAAAAGACAUUUUUGAGGACUUGGUACGCAUGCAUAUUAGGUCAGUUAAUGACUUUGAAUGGUUGAAGCAGUCCCGAUUUAGCUUCAAAGAAGACAUAGAUCAGUGUAUAAUUUCCAUCACAGAUGUCAAUUUCACUUAUAUGAAUGAAUUUCUUGGAUGUACUGAUCGUCUGGUCAUCACCCCUCUUACUGACAGAUGUUAUAUAAGUCUUGCUCAAGCACUUGGAAUGUCACUUGGUGGUGCUCCAGCUGGACCAGCUGGAACAGGCAAAACUGAAACAACAAAAGAUAUGGGUCGAUGCCUUGGUAAAUAUGUUGUCAUAUUUAACUGCUCAGAUCAAAUGGAUUACAGAGGACUUGGAAGAAUUUAUAAAGGUUUGGCACAGUCUGGCUCAUGGGGCUGUUUUGAUGAGUUCAACAGAAUUGAGUUACCUGUACUAUCUGUAGCUGCUCAACAAAUUGCUAUUGUCCUUACAUGCAAGAAAGAGAGAAAGCCAAAUUUUAUCUUUACUGAUGGAACCUCUGUUGAUAUGGAUCCAGAAUUUGGGCUUUUUAUCACCAUGAAUCCUGGGUAUGCAGGACGCCAAGAGUUGCCUGAGAACUUAAAAAUCAAUUUCCGUACUGUUGCAAUGAUGGUUCCAGAUCGUGGAAUAAUAAUGAGAGUAAAAAUGGCAAGCUGUGGUUUCCAGCAGAAUAUUCUACUCGCUCAAAAGUUUUUCACCUUAUACAAACUUUGUGAGGAACAGCUUACAAAGCAGGUUCACUAUGAUUUUGGUCUGAGAAAUAUUUUGUCUGUAUUGAGAAUUCUUGGUUCAAGUAAAAGAGAAAACCAGCAAGACAGUGAAGCCACUAUUGUAAUGAGAGUUCUUAGAGACAUGAACUUGUCAAAGCUGGUUGAUGAAGAUGAGCCACUAUUCAUGUCUUUGAUUGAUGAUUUAUUUCCUGGCAUGAAACUUGAAAAAGCUGGUUAUCCACAAAUAGAAGCUGCUAUCUGUAAACAAGUUACUGAUAAUGGUUUAAUAGUUCAUCCCCCAUGGAUUUUGAAACUGGUGCAGUUAUAUGAAACACAAAGUGUACGGCAUGGUAUGAUGACAUUAGGACCAUCAGGAAGUGGUAAAACCAAAUGUAUCCACAUGUUACAGAAGGCCCUUACUGCAUGUGGUUUCCCCCACAAAGAAAUGAGAAUGAAUCCUAAAGCCAUUACGGCUCCACAAAUGUUUGGUAGGUUGGAUGUUGCUACUAAUGACUGGACAGAUGGAAUUUUCUCAACCCUAUGGAGAAAGACACUGAAAUCCAAAAAGGGUGAACAUAUUUGGAUUGUCUUAGAUGGACCAGUUGAUGCUAUUUGGAUAGAAAACUUAAACUCAGUGUUGGAUGAUAACAAAACGCUUACCCUUGCAAAUGGUGACCGUAUACCAAUGGCACCCCUUUGCAAAAUUAUAUUUGAAGUCCAUAAUAUUGAUAAUGCUUCCCCUGCCACUGUGUCACGAAAUGGAAUGGUUUUUAUGAGCAGUUCUAUUCUCAAUUGGGAUCCUUUACUUCAAGCCUGGCUUGCUACGAAACCACUUGGGAUAAGAUCAAUUGUGUACGGCAUAUUCGAAGAGACUUUUCCCAACUCUUAUAUAUUCUUACUUCAAAAUUUAUGUGCCAAAAUGCAGCUGCUUGAAUGCAAUUAUGUUGCACAAGCCCUAACAAUUAUGGAAGGAUAUCUGCCUGGAGAGGAAGAAUUGAAAGAUAUAGCUACCGAAAAACUUCAAAAUAUUGUUGUUUUCGCAUUGAUGUGGUCCCUAGGUUCUUUGCUGGAACUUGAUGACAGAUUAAAGCUUGAGAUAUUUUGGAAAGAAAGCUUUUCGAUACCAUUGCCACCCGUCACAGAAUCACAAACAAUAUUUGAAUAUGUUGUGUCUGAUAAAGGAAUGUGGGAACAUUGGUCUGAGAGGAUAACUCAAUACGUAUACCCUAAGGAUUCUACUCCAGACUACACAACAAUCUUAAUUCCAAACAUUGACAAUGUACGCACUGAUUUCCUUAUCCAUUUGGUUGCAAAGCAAUGUAAAGCAGUUUUAUUGAUUGGAGAACAGGGAACUGCGAAGACUGUCAUGGUGCAAGCCUAUUGCAGUAAAUACAAUCCAGAAGAACACCUUUUCAAGAGUUUUAGCUUUUCCAGUGCUUCAACUCCAUUAAUGUUUCAACGUACUAUGGAAAGUUAUGUGGAAAAAAGAAUGGGUACAACAUAUGGCCCCCCAGCUGGAAAAAGACUCACUAUAUUUAUUGAUGACAUCAAUAUGCCUAUUAUCAAUGAGUGGGGUGAUCAGGUCACAAAUGAAAUUACUCGGCAAAUGAUAGAAAUGAAUGGAUUCUAUAACCUUGAAAAACCUGGAGAAUUUACAACAAUUACUGAUAUCCAGUUGUUGGCUGCAAUGAUUCAUCCUGGAGGAGGCCGAAAUGAUAUUCCUCAGAGACUCAAACGUCAGUUCUCUAUCUUUAACUGUACUCUGCCUUCAAACAAUUCUGUUGAUCAAAUUUUUCAAACUAUUGGUUGUGGACAUUUUUGCAAGGAAAGACACUUCCCUGAAAGUGUUAUUGAAAUGAUUCCUAUACUCAUACCUGCAACCAGAAAGUUAUGGCAAGAUAUAAAAGUGAAAAUGCUACCAACUCCAGCCAAAUUUCAUUAUGUUUUUAAUUUGAGAGAUCUCAGUAGAAUAUGGCAGGGCAUGUUGAAAAGUGAAGCAGAGGUUAUCAACUCAGCAGAAAGUAUUGUUUGUCUUUGGAAACACGAAUGCACUAGAGUGUUGGUUGACCGCUUUAUCAAUGUAGACGAUAAGAAUUGGUUUGAGAAAGUAUCUAAGGAGCUCAACAGGGAUGUCCUGCAAACCUUGGUAGAAAAGCUUGGAUUUAAGCCUUAUUUUGUAAAUUUUCUCCGGGAUCCGCCAGAAGCCACAGGGGAUGAAGCAGAGGAUGCAGAGAUAGAGAUCCCAAAAGUAUAUGAAGAGAUUUACACUUUUCCAGAACUGAAUCAUCGAUUGAUAAGUUUUAUGACUCUAUAUAAUGAAGCUAUCAGAGGAGCUCAUAUGGAUCUUGUCUUUUUUAAGGAUGCUAUGAUUCACCUUAUUAAAAUAUCCCGGAUUAUUUGCACGACUAAAGGACAUGCUCUUCUUGUUGGUGUUGGUGGCUCAGGAAAACAGAGUCUUACACGACUGGCCUCAUUCAUUGCUGGGUAUACCACUUUCCAAAUCACUUUGACCAGAUCAUAUACUACAUCGAACCUAAUGGAUGACCUCAAGUAUCUUUAUCGUACUGCUGGACAGCAUGGGAAAGGUAUUACCUUUCUGUUUACUGACAAUGAAAUCAAAGAAGAAGGUUUUCUUGGCUUUUUGAAUAAUAUCCUUGCAACAGGAGAAGUUGCCAACCUGUUUGCCAGAGAUGAAAUCGAUGAAAUUAUUCAGGAAUUAUUUGCUCCAAUGAAGAAGGACUUUCCAAGACGUCCGCCAACAAAUGAGAAUUGUUAUGAUUAUUAUCUCAGCCGUGUCAAGAAGAAUUUGCAUGUGGUUUUGUGUUUCUCCCCAGUUGGAGAGAAAUUCCGAAGCCGAGCAUUGCAGUUCCCUGGUUUGAUUUCUGGAUGUACUAUGGACUGGUUUCAAGGUUGGCCAAGAGAUGCUUUGGUGGCUGUGUCAAAUCAUUUCCUUGCAUCUUUUGAAAUAAUUUGUUCAGAUCCUGUGAAAGAAGCUGUGAUAGAGACUAUGGGUUCUUAUCAGGAUAUUGUGUCUGGAUUAUCUGUUGACUAUUUCAACAGCUACCGCCGACAGACACACGUGACACCAAAAUCUUACUUGUCCUUCAUCAAAGGCUAUAAACAAAUAUAUACUGAGAAGAAAAAAGAAAUUGGAUUUCUGGCUGAUCGGAUGAAUACAGGUCUAAGUAAAUUGGUGGAAGCUUCAGAAGCAGUCAACGAACUCUCAUUGGAACUUGUUGAGAAAGAAAAAGAGCUUGAAAUUGCUUCCCAAGAAGCAGACGUAGUCUUAAAGGAAGUUACCAUAAAAGCCCAAGCAGCCGAAAAGGUUAAACGUCAAGUACAAGCAGUGAAGGACAAGGCCCAGGCUAUUGUGGAUCUUAUAUCAGAUGACAAAGCAAUUGCAGAGAAGAAAUUGGAAGCUGCCAAACCUGCCCUUCUAGAAGCAGAAUUGGCUUUACAGACCAUCAAACCAGCACAUAUAUCAACAGUGAAAAAACUGGCUAAACCUCCACACUUAAUUAUGAGAAUUAUGGAUGUUGUACUGAUAUUGUUUCAACGGAGACUUGAUAUCUCAACAAAAGACCCUGAUUUGAAUUGUCCAAAACCUUCAUGGAGUGAAGCAUUGAAGUUAAUGUCUGGCAACUUCUUGAAUGGACUCCUCACAUUUCCGAAAGAUACUAUAAACAGUGAGACUGUUGAGCUAAUGCAAAUAUAUCUGAGAAUGGAGGAUUAUACAUUUGAAACAGCCAAGAAAGUAUGUGGUGAUGUUGCAGGACUUCUGUCGUGGACUUGUGCAAUGGCUAUAUUUUUUGGUAUCAACAAAGAGGUUUUGCCUUUGAAAGCUAAUUUAGUUGCACAAGAGGCUCGUUUGAAGACUGCUAAUCAAGAUCUCGAAAUAGCUCAAUCUCAAUUAGAUGAGAAGCAGGCUGAGUUAGAUGUUGUGCAGGCAGUAUAUGAUGAAGCUAUGAGGAAGAAGCAGGCUCUUGUUGAUGAUGCUGAUAAUUGCCGUAGGAAGAUGGGCAAUGCUACAGCAUUGAUAGAAGGACUCAGUGGGGAGAAAAUACGUUGGACAGAUGCCAGCAAAGAUUUUGCUCGGCAGAUACAGAAUCUAGUAGGAAAUGUACUGUUGGCGACCGGCUUUCUUUCAUAUACUGGACCCUAUAACCAAGAGUUCCGUGACAAACUGAUGAAUGCUUGGAAGCAGGAAAUGACCAAAGCUAAAAUACCAUUUACACCAAAACUAGACAUCAUAAACAUGUUAGUAGACACGACUACAAUUACUGAAUGGAACUUGCAAGGUUUACCCAAUGAUGAACUUUCUACACAGAAUGGACUGAUUGUAAACAAAGCAGCUCUCUUCCCUCUACUCAUUGACCCACAAGGACAAGGAAAGGCCUGGAUUAAGAACCGAGAAAAAGAAAAUAAUCUUCAAAUUACUUCUCUGAAUCACAAAUACUUUCGAACCCACCUAGAAGAUAGUUUGUCUGCUGGUCGACCAUUAUUGAUUGAAGAUAUAGAAGAAGAACUUGACCCAGCAUUGGAUAACAUCCUAGAAAAAAAUGUUAUCAAAAUUGGUACCAAUUACAAGGUGAAAAUUGGUGACAAAGAAGUAGACUAUGACAAAUACUUUCGCCUGUACAUCACUACCAAAUUGUCAAAUCCUGCAUAUACCCCUGAAAUUUCUGCCCGCUCCUCUAUUAUUGAUUUCACUGUUACUUUAAAAGGACUCGAAGACCAGCUUCUUAGCAUAGUUAUCGUAAAAGAGAAACAGGAAUUAGAAAGUGAAAGGACAAAAAUGCUGGAAGAAGUUACAUCAAAUAAGCGUAAAAUCCAGGAAUUAGAGGAUGCCUUACUCCACCAGUUGACAUCUACAGAAGGUUCCCUUGUUGAAGAUGAAUCUCUGAUACAGGUGUUGGAGAAUACUAAAACUACAGCAGCAGAUAUUGCAGAAAAGCUAAGGGUUGCAGCAGAAACAGAAAUCAUGAUAAAUGCUGCCAGAGAAGAAUUCCGGCCAGUUGCAUCACAAGGCAGUAUUGCUUACUUUGUCAUUGUGGAAAUGAGUUUAGUGAAUGUGAUGUACCAAACAUCACUGAAACAGUUCCUGGGAAUCUUUGAUUACUCCAUUAAGAAAUCUGCCAAGUCACCGGUCACAUCUAAACGUAUAAUGAACAUUAUCGAACACUUUACCUUCAAGAUAUUCUCAUACACCUGCCGUGGUCUGUAUGAACGAGAUAAGUUUCUGUUUACUCUUCUCCUCACAAUCAAGAUUGCCAUUGCUUCUGGAGCUAUCACACCUUUGGAAUUUGAUACAUUUAUUAAAGGAGGAGCAGCUCUCGAUUUGAAUGCUGUCCAACCAAAGCCAAAGAAGUGGAUCUCAGAUAUGACUUGGCUUAAUUUGGUGACUUUGAGUAACUUACCACAGUUUGGACAGAUUCUUGGACAGGUGUCAAGAAAUGAUAAGGCAUGGAAACAUUGGUUUGAUGAUAAUGUCCCAGAAGAGGCCCAAAUACCAGAUGGCUACACUGAAUCAUUAGAUUCUUGGCACAAACUGUUACUGAUACGCUCAUGGUGUCCAGAUCGUGUUAUUCCUAUGGCAAGGAUAUUUGUUUCUGAAGCAAUGGGACCUCAGUUUGCCGAAAGUGGAAUUUUGAAUUUAGAAGAUAUCUGUGAUGAAUCUGACAAUCACACUCCUUUGAUUUGCUUUCUGUCAAUGGGUUCUGAUCCGACAAGCAAUAUUGAGAAGCUUGCUAAAAAGAAAGUUAUGAAAUGUGGUGCCAUAUCCAUGGGACAAGGUCAAGAGGUCCAUGCCAGAAAAUUAGUGAGUAUGUCAAUGCAAGAGGGUCAUUGGGUCUUGCUACAGAACUGCCAUCUUGGAUUAGAAUUCAUGACUGAAUUAUUUGUCACUGUGACUACUAUAGAUAAAAUCAAUGAGGACUUCCGUUGUUGGGUAACCACAGAAGAACAUCCAAAGUUCCCAAUUAAUCUUCUCCAGGUGUCUCUUAAAUUUACCAAUGAGCCACCCCAGGGAAUAAAAGCUGGGUUAAAAAGGACUUAUGGCAAUGUGACGCAGGAGCAACUGGAUAUUAAUGCUACACUAACAUGGAAAAUAAUGUUGUACGCUGUAGGAUUUCUGCACACAACUGUUCAAGAAAGGAGGAAAUUUGGCCCGAUAGGCUGGAAUAUUCCCUAUGAGUUCAACCAAGCAGAUUUCACAGCAACUGUGCAAUUCAUUCAGACACAUUUAGAUGAAAUUGACCCCAAGAAAGGAGUUUCCUGGAGCACAGUUCGUUACAUGAUCAGUGAAGUGCAAUAUGGUGGUCGUGUCACUGAUGAUUAUGACAAAAGGCUGUUGAAUACUUUUGCUAAAGUGUGGUUUUGUGAAGAGAUGUUUUCAGAUACUUUCAGUUUCUAUACUGGUUACACAAUACCAAAAUCAAGGAUGCUUGAGGAUUUCCGCCAGUUUAUUGAACAACUCCCUCCUGUGGACACACCACAAGCUUUUGGUUUACAUCCCAAUGCUGAUAUUACAUAUCAAACCAAUACAGCCAAUGAUCUACUUUUGACUAUGAUGAAUAUUCAACCAAAAGAAUCCCGAGGUGGAGAAGGUGAGACUAGAGAAAGUGUUGUCUACAGACAUGCUGAUGACAUGCUUGAGAAAAUGCCACAUAAUUAUAACCCAUUUGAGGUGAAAGAACGUCUAAAAAAGAUGGGAAUAAUCCAGCCCAUGAAUAUCUUUCUGCGACAAGAAGUGGACCGCAUGCAAUUAGUUAUUUCAGCAGUUCGUAGCACAUUGGUCAACCUGAAACUUGGUAUAGAUGGUACAAUCAUCAUCAAUGAGAAUCUUAGAGAUGCUUUAGACAACAUAUUUAAUGCAAGAGUGCCAGUCUCCUGGAAGAAGAUUUCAUGGGAUGCUGCAACUUUAGGAUUUUGGUUCACAGAUCUCAUUGAAAGAAAUGAACAGUUUUACAACUGGGUGUUUGAAGGACGUCCCAAUUAUUUUUGGAUGACUGGUUUCUUUAAUCCUCAAGGUUUUCUCACUGCUAUGCGCCAGGAGAUCACAAGGGCACACAAAGGUUGGGCCUUAGAUGCUGUUGUUUUAAACAACAAUGUCACAAAAUCAAUGAAAGAGGAUAUCAAUUCUGCUCCACAGGAAGGUGUAUAUGUACAUGGACUUUUCUUGGAUGGGGCAGCCUGGGACAAGCGGAACAGCCGUGUAAUUGAGCAGACGCCCAAAGUACUCAAUGUAAUACUUCCUGUUGUCCAUAUUUUUGCAAUUAACACUGAGAGACCAAAAAGCAAUGAUAUCUAUGAUUGUCCUGUGUACAAGAAACCACAGCGUACUGAUCUCACUUACAUAUUUCCUCUCCUGCUCAAAACAAACAAACCUCCAGAGCAUUGGAUAUUAAGAGGUGUUGCUUUACUCUGUGAUAUCAAAUAAUAAAUUAAAAAUUUUCCAUAAAU